Boleophthalmus pectinirostris (great blue-spotted mudskipper) is the source of this 1913-nucleotide messenger RNA. RefSeq names its product GRAM domain-containing protein 2B (gene gramd2b). The record is from RefSeq and is a predicted model, not a curated record. The transcript is spliced from 14 exons. Bases 81 to 1316 code for a protein of 411 amino acids. Lineage: Eukaryota; Metazoa; Chordata; Actinopteri; Gobiiformes; Gobiidae.
CGAACUCACGACUGCAGCUCAGGACCUCAGGCCAACUUUUAUUUAUGAUUUUAUUUUCUGGAUAAAAGUGAAACUAAACCAUGAACGAGACUCAAGAGGAGACGAAGAGGAGCGGGCGAGGGCCCAGAGCCGACCACAGGGACCUCUCAGAUGUGGAGGGCGGCUGUGAGGAGCGACUCCGGGUCAGCAGAGCCACCAGUGACCCGCUCCACACCCACACCCAAGACCGGACCCAAGACCCAGACCAGGACCCGGACCAGAACCUGAGGAGGAAACCGGCUCUCGUCAGGUCCAAGACGUUUGACCCGUCGCUGCUCCGAGAAACUUCUGAGGCCGACCCGAAGAUCCAGAGGAAGAAGUCCCACUACAGCCAGCUCUCAAAGACAAACGGACACUAUCAUAAAAUAUUUAAAGAGAUCAGCAAAGAAGAGCAGCUGCAGCAGAGUUACACGUGUGCUCUGCAGAAGGACAUCUUGUACCAGGGCCGUAUGUUUGUGUCUGAACACUGGAUCUGCUUCCACUCCAAAGUCUUUGGCAAAGACACAAAGAUCGUGAUCCCUGUGGUUUCCAUCACAAACAUAAAGAAAACGAAGACGGCGCUGCUGCUGCCCAACGCUCUGGUCAUCGCCACCGCCAACGACCGGUACGUUUUCGUCUCGUUUCUGUCCAGAGACAACACCUACAAGUACCUCAUGUCCAUGUGUCUGCACCUCGAGGAGAAGAGUCCGUGCAGUAGUCCCGUCCCUUCGUCUGUGGACAGUAGUUUCCGGACGCCUCGCACGCCUCAGUCUCCACGUUUCCCUCUGGCCUUUUCUGGAGACUUUGUGGAGCCGAGGAGAGAAGAUCUGGAGGAGAGCAGCAGCUCAGACUCACAGACCCCAGACUACGACAAGAUCAACGAGUUCCCGGUUCCUGAGUUCCUUCUGACUCGUCCUGAAAAUCCUCCAACAGCCUGUGAGCCUCAAAAGAACCAAAGUCCACCACAAAACAUCUCAGAGAACAAACACCGAGUUUCAGAGGUGGUGUUGGACAGUCGGAGUCUGAAGUCCGUGUCUCUGAGUUUUCUGCUCUGUGUUUAUCUGCUGCUGGUGUGUGUGCUGUUGCUCUCCUCUUGUUAUCUUGCCUUUAAGAUCAUCUCUCUGGAGCAGAAACUCUCCACCCUGGAACCUCUGAGCCACUUCACCGAGACUCAGGACGUCCUCAGAGCGACUGCAGAACGAAACUCAGACCUGUUCUCAGAACUCAUCACCAUCAACCUCCUCAAACUGGAGAAGGUCCAGAGGAAUCUUCAGCGGUUACUGGAGGAGGCGUCGUGAGCUCAGACUCCUCCCCUUUAACACAGGCCACGCCCCUUUAAGAGUGAACAAACUGAAAGUGAAAAUGAAACUAAACUCAGGGUCUGGAGCUUUAAACAGAAGUGAGUGAAGAGGAGCUGCUGCCCCCUGGUGGACGUCGCUCUCACCACACCUGCACUUUUAUUUUAAUCCUGUUGCUUUGGUUUUGUUUUUGUGAUAAAAGUUUAAUGUGAAAUGACACAAAGACGAGAGUUUAGACAAAAUGUUUUAUGAAAAUGUAAAAAUAUAAAAUAUAAAUACGCACAAUGUACAGAGCAGUGUUACACACAAGAACCACACUUUUAUAUCCUCCUGUCCUGAACCUUCGUCAAGUCACCUCCGUCAAACGCACAACUACACAAAACUGUCAAUCGUUUGUGUUUCGUUUGUGCUGUGAAAAGCACAAAAUACAAAACACAAACAUUUGUAUCAUUUUUUUGUUGUUUUGAGGCUGUUUCACAUUCUGAGGGGCUGGACGACAUCAUUGACCAAAAAUAAAACUGUUCAUGUCUUAAAAACCAGAAUCGCACAAACUGAACUUUUUUAAGCACAAAUGAAACACAAAUGAUUGUCAGUUUU